Periophthalmus magnuspinnatus is the source of this 4381-nucleotide messenger RNA. RefSeq names its product histone H3 associated protein kinase (gene haspin). Gene Ontology annotation, cellular component: cytoplasm; nucleus. The coding region runs from base 233 to 3925 and encodes 1230 amino acids. NCBI's taxonomy places the organism in Eukaryota, Metazoa, Chordata, Actinopteri, Gobiiformes, Gobiidae. Gene Ontology annotation, molecular function: ATP binding; histone H3T3 kinase activity. The record is from RefSeq and is a predicted model, not a curated record. Gene Ontology annotation, biological process: intracellular signal transduction; protein phosphorylation; mitotic cell cycle. The transcript has 17 exons.
GAUUAUUGUUUUUUGACCAAUCACAGCUAGCUCCAGUUUCAAAGAAAAGCGGGAUCUGCUCUUUAGACUAAAGCUCUGUCUGUGACUUUGUUUGUUUAUAUGUGGCAUUUGUAGAUUUUACUCGUGUUAUGUUACAUCCUUAUUGCUGGUUUUAUCUUAAUAAUUGCUGAUCGGUGUUAGUUGUGCGUUUCGUGUAUUAUCCGUGCACUUUUACGUAAACUUAAAGGCCAUCAUGAAGUACCUGAAGACAUAUGGAAGACAGAAAACAAAACUAUCCGCCUGGGUGUCCAUUCAGGAUCGUAAACAGGUUUUUGACAGCACCUCUGCGUCUUCUGAGACUGAUGCCUCUACUGUCCAAUCAACAAAACCUCCAAGGAGAAGUAAAAGAAAUAAUCUAGUUAAGAAGAAGAAAGUCAGAGCUUCAGUUAAUAGUGAAGAUGAGGAGAAUGUUUCUUCACAUUUUCUGCCACUUUCCAAGACGACAGCUCGACGAAAACCAGUUAAGACUACUGCACGUUCAGUUGGAGCUCGUAAAAGAAAACAUUUAUCUCUGAGUGUGAGCAGUGAUGAAGAAAAUAUUGUGCCACCGACUCAGAAUUUGAAGGCAUGUAAUAAAAAGGGAGCAAGGAGAAAGAAGCCCAAGGUGUACAGUGAUAAUACCCCAGAUCACCCCCCUGAUGAAAACAGAUGUCCACUUGUGCCCCAUCAGAGGAGUUGGUCUAAGUCAGGAUCAAUACCAAGAGAAAAAGAUCUGUCAAGUAAAGUAAAAACAGAAAAGGGGCUGCAGUAUAAUUCCGUUCAAAAGGACACACAUAUUUGCCCUCCAUCUGCAGGACGCUUUGUUACUCGUAGGAGAUGUGCCAUUACCUCACAACUGCUCAUUUUGAACUCCUCUGAUGAGUUUGCUCCAUUGAGAAGAACCAGUCAGAAUAAUUGUUCCUCAAAGAGAAGAUUCCCUCCAGUUUUCCUUGAAUCGAGUGCAGACAAUUCUGUGAAUGCAGCCGUACUUCGGAGCUUUGCUACAAUUCCACUUCCAGAAAUUUCCCUCAAUGAAUCAGUGGAACAGACCCUUGGAACAUGCUCCCGAAAACCAAUUUUUUGUUCCACGCCUUCAGCUGCACCCUUGAACAAAAAAUCAAAGCUCAAAGGUUUCAAUCCAAUCUCUAGCCCUUCAGUUAGUUGUAUAGGUCCUGUAAGCAUUAGUUCUCCAGAACAGCUCACAUCUCCACAACAUGCUUCACAAUUUGAAAAAGAAGCAAUUCUCAAUGAGUUUCAGAAACCAUCACAAUUGCCUCAUGAAGAAAUGUCCCAAAGUGUAAUCAUUACACACUCAAAGAGCAUUCAUAACAACACAAGCCUUAGUAGGUCAGCCCAGAGCCAGUGUGGAGAGGGGAACCCAGGCAGUCCAAGUCUGCCCAGCAUGAUCACCAUAGAUGAUGUAAGUAGUCGUUUCACAUCUGCCUCUGGAGAAAUGGAUUGGCUCACAGACUUUCUCAAAGAGAAAUGCUUGACUCAGCUUUGCACUGUGCGCCUAGAAAGAAUUGAAGACCUAAUCAAGCUUUUUAGCGAAACAACAUAUUCAUCGUGUUUGGUGGAUUUGGGGUCUGUCUGUAGUUCUAUUGGAAAAGAGCAUUCACUUUCUGUAGCUACAAGCCACAACUCAAACCAUGUUAAGGACUCAGAGCUCCUCAGGAGUCCUAAAUUAGCUCUGACACAUGAUGCCUUAUCAUCUCAUGAGAGCUCAAAGUCUUUUUCUGUACCAAAUGUUGUGUUUGUCAGUGACAGCCAAAGUACAGAGGCUUCACUGUCAGAUGGCUGCGCUCAGUCUGAGCACAAAUCCACCAUAGCUCUCUUCAGUGAAUCCACCAACAGCAGUACUGAAGUAGCUGACAUGCAGGAUCAAGAUAUGACAGAGUUGUCCUCAAUAUUGAAGAACAAGUGUCUUUCUAGAGAAUGCUCAGUCGAACUUAAAAAGCUGCCUCGAUCAAGUAUUGAUCAGCAUUUGACACCUGAACCAAAACUUGGUGAAACUACUAGUAGCAGUACUGUCUGUGAGUCCCAGCCUAAUGAGACACAAACUGAGGCAGCUGAACGUACUAGAGAGCUGAAGAAGAACUGCACAGACGGAAAAUGUAUUGUUAAAAUGAAGAAAAUAUCAUAUAAAUAUCAAAUAAGGGAGAAAUUGCAAGAAAACAUGGUGUCGGACAGAAGUUUCUCUGAAUCGGUUAAUGAAGAGACAGAAUAUGAGGGUAACUGCACCACGGCUAGUCCCAAAGAGACCAGUAUUGCAAUGCGCCGAAAGAGGACGUUGACUAGCUCAAAUGAGAUCUCUGAUAAGGAUGGCUCAAAAAAGUCAAGCAAUAAACAAAGCAACAAAAGAAAAAAACUCUCCUUGGCACGUAAAGAGAAAGAUCACAGAACAUCCACCCACCGACCUGGAACCACUAGAAAAGCUUGUGUUAGUGGACUGAGCGUGAGCCGUUGGAAAAGUAAAGAUGCUUUCACAAACAUAAUUGGACCCAGAGGAGGCACUAAGACCGUGGACUGCAGCAUCAAUGAACUGAUCCCAAGUCAACAUAGACAGCCAAUGAAGCAAACUGAUGUCAAUAAGGAUUUCUCUACCCCAGUCAAAGGCCACAACCAAAAUCUCUCUUCUCUUUUGGCUGAAUUGACUCCGAGUACACACACCUGGAGUCGCCUCAAAGCUGCGCUCUCCAUUCAUCGCAAAGUGAUUCUUACUCCGAAGACUCCUGGGACUCGCCCGUCUUCAAGGAUGGCUAUGGCCGACCUAAGCCAAGAUCUUUUUGCUACUCCAUAUCGGACGCCUCUUUCCAAGCUUCUCCGAUCACAACUGAUUACACAAGAAUCUCAGCUUGUGUUUGACCAUGAUGAGAUGUCAGAUGCAGAGAAGGUGUACGCGGAGUGUGGCCAGGAGGGUCCUGUGGCCUGGGACGAGUGUCUUCUGCCUCAGCGCAUGAAACAAUGUGUUAAAAUAGGGGAGGGCACCUUCGGAGAGGUCUUCUCUACAACAAGUGGAAAGUCUAACGGAGAGAUUGUUGCCCUCAAAGUUAUACCAGUAGAGGGCAGUGAAAAGGUGAAUGGAGAGGACCAGAAGACCUUUGGAGAGAUUUUGCAUGAAAUUAUUAUCUCCAAGGAGCUGAGCUGCCUCGAUAAAAAAGAGAAGAAUCAGACCAGUGGCUUUAUCGGCCUCAGAGACCUCCACUGUGUAAAGGGCUGCUACCCUCCAGAGUUCCUCCAUGCGUGGGAUAAGUUUGACAAACAAAAACAUUCUGAGAAUGACAGGCCAGAUUUCUUUGAAAAUGAGCAGCUGUUUAUUAUUCUGGAGUUUGAGUUUGGAGGCACUGACCUAGAGAACAGCAAUGGGACGUUAUCAUCAAUCGCAGUUGCAAAGAGCAUUCUUCAUCAAGUCACUGCAGCCCUGGCUGUAGCUGAACAGGAGCUGCAGUUUGAGCACAGAGACCUACACUGGGGAAAUGUGCUGGUCAAAGUGACUAAGCAGAAGACGGCUGAAUUCAUUCUGAAUGGGACAGUGCACUCUCUGGACACCAAAGGGGUGCUUGUCCGCAUCAUCGACUAUUCUCUGUCCAGAUUAGAAAUUGACGAACUUACUGUGUCCUGUGACAUUUCAAAUGACGAGGAGCUUUUUAUUGGCCAGGGGGAUUAUCAGUUUGAGAUCUACAGACUUAUGAGACAAGAGAAUGGCAAUGAGUGGAGUAGCUAUAACCCCCAUUCAAAUGUACUGUGGCUGCACUACCUGUGCUCCAAGCUGCUGGACAUGAAAUAUCGUGGAUCGGGAGGGAAGCGGAACAAGGACAUACGAGGCGAGCUGGCCAGUUUCUAUGACAACGUCCUCCAGUUCAGUUCUGCCACAGAAGUGCUCCAGAACAGCCUGCUGUUUCAGUAAACUGGACUGUAGCAGUUUGAGAGUGAACAAAGUGUUGGACUUCUAAAGCUGCUUCCUCUGUCAGCAGUCCCCCCACCGCCCCGCUGACCUCUGAUCUGUAAAGACACAUUAUUGAUUCUUCUGUAACAUGACACCAAUGAAGGUCACCCACUGCUUAGUCCACUGUAAAUGGAUGUAAUAAUCCUUUUCUAUACUCCCACUUUGUUUCUUACUUUUUCCUUAAUUUUUUGUCUUGGGUUCUGCUAUUUUAUUUUGGGGGGAUUUUGACGGUAGUGGCAAGAUCAUUUGAAACUAACAGCUCAAAUUUUGAUUAAUAUUUAGUUGAUUUUCUUGGCAGUUGACAACAGAUGAGUACUUCAAGGUUUGUGGUGGAUUAUGGUAUACAAAUCCUACAGAAAACUUCCCCCUAAACGUAUAAUGAAAUAUGACUGUGCACUCACAUUUUGGACUGAACUU